This is a messenger RNA of Antechinus flavipes (yellow-footed antechinus), 1950 nucleotides long. RefSeq names its product inhibin subunit alpha (gene INHA). Lineage: Eukaryota; Metazoa; Chordata; Mammalia; Dasyuromorphia; Dasyuridae. Gene Ontology annotation, cellular component: extracellular region. The coding region runs from base 46 to 1128 and encodes 360 amino acids. Gene Ontology annotation, biological process: SMAD protein signal transduction. The transcript is spliced from 2 exons. Gene Ontology annotation, molecular function: growth factor activity; cytokine activity. The record is from RefSeq and is a predicted model, not a curated record.
ACCUGGGAGCCGAGGGCAGCAGGAAGUUCAGGCUGGGCCGUCCCAAUGCAGCCCCUGGCCAUGCUUCCUCUGCAGCUCCUGCUGCUGCUGCUGGGCAGGGAGGGUGGGCACACGUGCCAAGGCCCAGAACUGGACCGGGAGCUGGUGCUGGCCAAGGUCAGGACCCUGGUGCUGGAUGCUCUGGGCCCCCCCACCGCCUCCAAGGAGGGGGGGCAGCCUGUGGCCCGGCGCCUGCCCCGCAGAAAUGCCCAUCCAGGGGGCCCCCGCGGCAGAAGCAGGGAAAGUGAAGAGGACCUCUCACAGGUCAUCCUCUUCCCAACCACAGGUCCUGACUGUGAGCACGGAGCCGGAGAGGCCGAGGGCCUGUUCACCUACAGCUUCCGGCCCUCCCUGCACACGCGCAGCCGCCAGGUGACGGCCGCCCAACUGUGGUUCCACACGGGCCUCCCCAGGGCGGGUGCCGAAGGGCACAACACCUCGGGCCCCGCUGUGACGCUGCUGGCCAUGUCUUCGGGGGGCCCCGUGGCGGUGCCCACAUUGCUGGGCCCGGCCCCUUCUCGCUGGGCCGUGCUGCAUCUGGCAGCCCCAGCCCUGCCGCUGCUGACCCGUCCCCUCCUGGUGCUGCUGCUUCGGUGCCCCCACUGCCCCUGCCUGGCCCGGCUGGAUGCCACCCCCUUCCUGGUGGCCCACACCAGAGCCCGCGCAGCCAGUGUGGGGGAGAGGGCCCGUCGCUCUCCUCUGCCGCCCCCCUGGCCCUGGACCCCGGCCGCCCUGCGCUUGCUGCAGCGUCCCUCCGAAGAUGCAGCUGCCCAUGCAGACUGCCACCGGGCUGCCCUCAACAUCUCCUUCCGGGAGCUUGGCUGGGACCAGUGGAUUGUUCACCCGCCCAGCUUCCUCUUCCAUUACUGCCAUGGGGGCUGUGGGCUGGUGCCCUCCCCGGCCCUGCCUCCUGGGGCCCCCCUCACCCCUCCUCAGCCCCUGCCCCCAGGCCCAGGGUCCCGGCCCUGCUGUGCUGCUCUGCCCAGCACCAUGAGACCCCUGCGGGUCCGCACCACCUUGGAUGGAGGCUAUUCUUUCAAAUACGAGAUGGUGCCCAACCUCCUCACUCAGCACUGCGCCUGUAUAUAGGGAGGACCACCCCCUCCUGGGGCAAAACCAAAACCAGAUAACCAGAGAGGAUCCCGGGGCAAAGGAGGAAGUCCCAGCCCCUAACCCUCCUCUCCUCUGCUGGGUGCUUCCUGUCCAAGGUCACCCUCAACGAUUGUAAAUAGAUUAAUAAACAGUUCAGCAUAACUGACCGGAGAUAAUGGCCCAGAGAGUGACCCUCCCUGUCCCCAGAGGUAUGUGGGGAAGAACUGGAGCAUAAAAUUCCAGGGAUGGCAUUUGGAAAUCUGACUUGUGAAUCCCCAAAUCGGGAAGCGCUCGUUAUGGUGGCAGAGAGCAGAACAGAAAGCACUUUGCUCAUAGGUCUGCCAGAAAGAUGUACCAGUGGGCCUCCUGUGGUCACCUAGGUGACAGAUAGCAUCAGCAUCACCCCCCCCCCUUUUUGCCCCACGCGGUCCCCAGAUCUCAGGACUGUGGGGUCUCUGUGGCAGAGAACUUCCUGUUCACAUAUUCUUGGGACCUUCUGAGCACCUUCCCAUUCAGGCUCUGCCUUAGAACAUGUAUUUUUGAGAAUUUUAGCUGACCUCACUUAGCCACCAAGAGAAGAUACCCAAGGUAGAAAUUAGCUGGUGAGUGAAGGCUGUGGAUUCCCGCCAAGGCCUUUCCUCAUCCCACUGACCCCCAACAAAGGAGGCCCUUCUGCCUCUCUGUCUUUGCCUUGAUGUAUGGACCUUGGCUCUGGGGAUGUGAGAGAGACCCAGAAGUUCAUGGGCGCCUCCUCUCAAAGCCUCCAAAGCCUUUCUUUACCCCACUGACCCUCCAAUAAAAGAAGUCCUUCUGCCUCUC